Messenger RNA from Schizosaccharomyces cryophilus OY26, 2868 nucleotides. RefSeq names its product DNA repair endonuclease XPF. NCBI's taxonomy places the organism in Eukaryota, Fungi, Ascomycota, Schizosaccharomycetes, Schizosaccharomycetales, Schizosaccharomycetaceae. Gene Ontology annotation, cellular component: nucleotide-excision repair factor 1 complex. The record is from RefSeq and is a predicted model, not a curated record. Gene Ontology annotation, molecular function: single-stranded DNA binding; single-stranded DNA endonuclease activity; damaged DNA binding. The transcript is spliced from 8 exons. Gene Ontology annotation, biological process: resolution of meiotic recombination intermediates; nucleotide-excision repair involved in interstrand cross-link repair; double-strand break repair via single-strand annealing, removal of nonhomologous ends. The coding region runs from base 187 to 2826 and encodes 879 amino acids.
GUAAAAACUUAAGAUUUCUCUUUAAAACCCAAGUUUCACAAGUAUCCUUCGUAAAUUAUAAAUUAAACAGCUUCUAUAAGAAUACAUGAACAGUUACAUUGCUCAAAGCACAAUUUUGAAGGGACUUAAGAUCCGUAUUUAAAAGCUUGCAACUGAUUGUGUUUUCAAGGUCUCGCAUUCAAAAACAUGGACAUACCUAUCCAUUUAACACUCUCCUACCAAAAAAAGAUUUUUAAUGAAGUUAUCAAUGAGGACGGACUCUGUGUUAUGGCACCAGGCCUUUCUUUACUUCAAAUUGCAGCAAAUGUUCUAGCUUACUUUGCCGUUCCAAGGUCGUUAGUCUUGCUGGUCGGAGCCAAUUCUAAUGAUAAUGAACUAAUGCAGCGAGAGUUGGAAGAGGAAUUGGGAAAAACUCUACAAAUUGUAAACACAGAAACUAUGUCCGUAGACAAACGAGAAAAAGCAUAUCAAGACGGAGGCAUUUUUUCUGUAACCAGCAGGAUUUUGGUAAUGGAUUUAUUGACUCAUAUAAUUCCCACAGAAAACAUUACUGGGCUCGUAUUACUGCAUGCAGACAGAAUUGUUUCAACGGGAACAGAGGCUUUCAUUAUACGGUUAUAUAGAGAGAAAAACAAAACUGGAUUCAUUAAGGCCUUUAGCGAUGACCCAGAACGAUUUUUAAUGGGAAUCAAUGCUCUCAGCAAUGCUUUGAGAUGCAUGUUUCUUCGCCAUGUCUUUAUUUAUCCUCGGUUUCAUGUUGAUGUAACUGAAUCUUUAGAAAAGACACCAGCGGAUGUUAUUGAGUUAAAUGUUGACUUUACAGAUUCUCAGAAGUCAAUUCAAUCUUGUCUACUUUCUUGUAUUGAAGCUACCGUUCGAGAACUUCGCAGAUACAACUCAGCUUACCUAGACAUGGAAGAAUGGAACAUCGAUUCUGCCUUACACAGGAGCUUUGAUGUGACUAUUCGUCGUCAACUGGAUCCGGUUUGGCACCGCGUGAGUCCCAAGAGCAAGCAAUUAGUAGGCGAUCUGUCCACCUUAAAGUUCCUCUUGAAUGCACUAAUUUCUUACGACUGCGUCAGCUUCCUGAAGAUUUUGGACACUAUCAUUCUUUCAGUUCGCACCGGAGGAUUUUCCAGUAAUGCUCAACCCUCACCAUGGCUCAUGUUAGAUUCCGCAAAUACAAUGAUUCGAAUAGCUAGGGAUCGUGUUUACCGUUCUCCAACUGGAUCCAUGGAUGAAUAUUAUCCUGUCUUAGAGGAACAACCGAAGUGGUCUGUUUUGCGCGAUGUUUUAGAAGAAAUUAGCCAUGAAAAUAUACUCCAUGAAAGCAAUGACCCUGAAUUUUCCACGAACUCAAUUCUUAUAAUGUGUUCAGAAGAACGGACCUGCUUACAAUUACGAGAUUACUUAAGUACUAUACAUUACGACACUAAAGAGUCCUUUAAAAUGAUGAACAGUCGACUGAUGGACUACUUCCACUGGCGUGAACAGUAUAGAAAUAUGAGUAAUUCGAUUAGCAAGAUUGAAAGAAAUUCUAAAGAGAAGCAAAACACCCCUGAAACUAGCAGAAAAGGUGCUCCUGCAUCUAAACGGAGAAGAGUAAGAGGAGGAGGCAUAGCUGCGUCUCGGUCUACAACAGAAAGCAAUUUGGCUCAAGAUAAUUUCUCCAAAGAUAUACGCUUGGAAAAACUUUUGCUCUCUCAAAUAUCGAAGUCAACCUAUACACAGGAAGAAAAUGAAUCUUUCGAGGUUCUGAGUGACACUAAUUCCAUUUAUAUUUAUACAUACAAUUAUGAAAUGGAUACCCUUCUUUUAAAUAGUCUGCGCCCACGAUUUAUUAUCAUGUUCGAUUCCGAUCCUGACUUUAUCCGGCGUAUUGAAGUGUAUAAAGCUACCUAUCCACAAAGAGCAACACGAGUAUACUUUAUAUAUUAUGGAGGGUCCGUUGAAGAACAAAAGUACCUUUAUACCGUUAGAAGAGAAAAAGACUCCUUUUCCAAGUUAAUUCGUGAACGAUCAAAUAUGGCUGUUGUUCUUACAGGAGAAAAUGAACGAUUCGAAGGCCAGGAAACAAAGUUUUUAAGAAAUGUGAAUACACGCAUUGCUGGUGGAGGUCAUGUUUCAGUGACAAAUGAAAAACCAAGGAUAGUGGUGGAUCUUCGAGAAUUUCGAAGCUCUUUGCCGUCCAUACUGCAUGGAAACAACUUCUCUGUUAUUCCCUGUCAACUACUGGUUGGCGAUUAUGUGCUUUCCCCAAAUAUUUGUGUUGAAAGGAAGUCUAUACGUGACUUAAUACAGUCGUUAAGUAGCGGGAGACUCUAUUCUCAGUGCGAAGCUAUGCUGGAGCAUUAUGAGGUACCCGUGCUGCUAAUCGAAUUCGAGCAAAAUCAAACUUUCACUUCUCCCCCGUUUUCGGAUCUUUCUACUGAGAUUGGUAAAUCAGAUGUACAGUCUAAGUUGGUGCUUUUAACUAUUGCGUUCCCUAAGCUGAGAAUCCUUUGGUCAUCGAGCGCUUAUGCUACGUCUCUGAUGUUCCAAGAUUUAAAAUCCUUGGAAAAAGAGCCAGAUCCCGCUGUUGCAGCUUCCAUUGGUUUGGAAGCUGGUCAAGAUUCCACAAACACUUACAAUCAGGCUCCAGUUGACUUACUAAUGGGACUUCCCUAUAUAUCUAUGAAAAAUUACAAAAAUGUUAUUUAUAGUGACGUGAUAAAUAUACAGGACGCUUGCGAAGUAGAUGAACGAAAAUGGUCUGAACUUAUAGGACCUGAAGCAGGACGUUCACUGUAUACUUUUUUCCGAAAGAAAUUAAAGGAUUAUGAAUAAAAAUUAUUUAAUGAAGGAAAUAUAAUAAACGUUUAAACCUCG